AUGCUCGCGGCGGGGGUCGGAGUUCAGAGCGAGCGUCUCGCGGGCCGGAGGAGGAAGAUGGCGGUGGAGUCGCGCGUCACCCAGGAGGAAAUUAAAAAGGAACCGGAGAAGCCGAUCGAUCGGGAGAAGACAUGCCCGCUGCUGCUGCGGGUCUUCACCACCAAUAACGGCCGUCACCACCGAAUGGACGAGUUCUCCCGCGGAAACGUUCCCUCUAGCGAGCUGCAGAUUUACACUUGGAUGGAUGCAACCUUGAAAGAACUGACUAGUUUAGUAAAAGAAGUUUACCCAGAAGCUAGAAAGAAGGGCACACACUUCAAUUUUGCAAUUGUUUUUACAGAUCUUAAAAGACCUGGCUAUCGAGUAAAGGAGAUUGGCAGUACCAUGUCUGGCAGAAAGGGGACCGACGACUCAAUGACCCUGCAGUCGCAGAAGUUCCAGAUAGGAGAUUAUUUGGACAUAGCAAUCACCCCUCCAAAUCGGGCACCUCCUCCUUCAGGGCGCAUGAGACCAUAUUAAAUUUUAUUUACUGUUUCUUGAAUGUAUUUUCCAGUCAGUUAUGUAAAAUAAACAUACAUUUUCCUCCCCCUGAUUAUUGCCAUUAAGCCUUUAAACAAAUUGUAACGCAUCUAUUUAGGUUAGAUUUGACUGUUAUGCUAUGAAUAUUAAUAGUCCGUAUUGUUUCAAGCUCUUCUGUAAAAUAUGAAGAAAAGUGCUCUUAGCAUUGUGUAAAAUUGCAUCGUUAAAUAUAUGUGUGCAAUCAA
Molecule: messenger RNA, 764 nt
Organism: Orycteropus afer afer
Lineage: Eukaryota; Metazoa; Chordata; Mammalia; Tubulidentata; Orycteropodidae
Gene: SAP18
Product: Sin3A associated protein 18
Biological process (GO): negative regulation of DNA-templated transcription
Cellular component (GO): nucleus
Molecular function (GO): transcription corepressor activity; transcription factor binding
Source: RefSeq, a predicted model, not a curated record